Molecule: messenger RNA, 261 nt
Organism: Abrus precatorius (Indian licorice)
Lineage: Eukaryota; Viridiplantae; Streptophyta; Magnoliopsida; Fabales; Fabaceae
Exons: 1
Coding region: 1-261 (86 amino acids)
Source: RefSeq, a predicted model, not a curated record
AUGGAGAAAGAGGGUGAAAAGCAAAAGCUGGGUGAAGGUCCCCAAAUCUCAAGAAUGGAACCUGUUACACAUGCUGCCUAUGGUGGUGGAAUGUACGGUACAGAAAAAGGGCAACAAGAGAAACAAACAAAGGCACCAGCUAGUGAGAGCCAGAGUGCUGAUGGCCCUGUUGAUAAAGACACUAUCAAGCCCAAUAACCGCUCUCCACCUUCAUCUGGGGAUCGAGAUAUAGAUAUCACUGGCCAGUCUUAUAUCCAGUGA